Monomorium pharaonis (pharaoh ant) is the source of this 911-nucleotide messenger RNA. It is a transcript of the gene Blos4, whose product is annotated as biogenesis of lysosome-related organelles complex 1 subunit 4. Gene Ontology annotation, cellular component: BLOC-1 complex. NCBI's taxonomy places the organism in Eukaryota, Metazoa, Arthropoda, Insecta, Hymenoptera, Formicidae. The coding region runs from base 270 to 740 and encodes 156 amino acids. The transcript is spliced from 4 exons. The record is from RefSeq and is a predicted model, not a curated record.
GUCUUCUGUGUUCGUGGCGCGUAGUGUUGACAGUUGACACUUGUGUCUAUCUUCGAUGAGACAAGAGAAAAGACAAGAAUUUUCAAAUUAAUGAUCCUCGCAAUUUAACGUUUUAUUUAUUAUUCCGAACGAUAUGUCAGAAUUGAUUGUCUAUAUUCGCCGUUUUUCAAAGCGCUAAUGAAACGUUUUAUAUGCAUGCUUAUAUUUUCUAACCUAUAACAGUGUAUACACAUCUAUUUAUUUGUUUAAUUACUUAAUAUCUGAAGAAAAUGUCAUCUUCCCACACGACAGAGAUGACCGAGCAAUUGGUUAAAGACUAUGCAAAUUACGCAAAAAUGGACUGGAACAAUCAGAUGAGAAAUGUUCGUGAUAUUAUAGAAGAUACAUUAAUACGACUGGAAGAAUUCCAAUCGAUUGUUGCAAUGGUGGAGAAUAGCAGUACAGAGUGCAUGCAGCAACAUCUUCCAAAAUUGCAGAAUAUGAAAGAUGGUAUGGCAACUCUUCGCAAAAGAAUAGAUGCACUCGAACAUGUUGUUGCAAUGGCCAACAUGAAUUUAAGUGCAUUGGAAGCUGCAGUUGACAAGGCAGAAGCUGAUCUAGGUGUAUCUGAUAGAUUAUUUGGGAUGCUAAAUCCUUUAUCAUUUUUUAAGAAAACUCAGGAAUCUGUUGCAUCAACUCCAGUGCCAAUAUAUAAAUCGCCCAUAAUUUACAAAUCUGAUGACUAUUUUCAAAGGGAAUAAAAAAUACACAUAAAAAGAGUUAUUGUUAUUUAAAGAUUAAAUUGUUAUAUGAAGUACUUGUUAUUAGAUUAAUAAAAGUAUUUAUAAACUUGUGUGUGUGUGUGUGUGUGUGUGUAUAAAGUAAUCUGUAAUAUCAAUGAGGAAAGAAAUAAAAUUGACAUUGAAAGAACA